Molecule: messenger RNA, 3305 nt
Organism: Nothobranchius furzeri (turquoise killifish)
Lineage: Eukaryota; Metazoa; Chordata; Actinopteri; Cyprinodontiformes; Nothobranchiidae
Product: collagen alpha-1(IX) chain
Biological process (GO): extracellular matrix organization
Molecular function (GO): extracellular matrix structural constituent conferring tensile strength
Source: RefSeq, a predicted model, not a curated record
CAUUUUUAAACUAAACAGACCAAAUCUAUGAAGCCAUACCAAAGUAUUACACCAAACACUCAAAACAUCACCCAUCAGUCGCAUUAAGGACGUCUCUUGUAACUUAUGACUUACGGGGUGGAUCAGUAUAUUGGUCGGCUGAUAUUUACCAUUUGUAAUAUAUCUGCAUUGGCCGAUAUACCUCCUUAGUAUAACUGAUUUAAAGACGGGCACAUCCGCGGGCAGAACGUAGAUGCAUAUUUACAUUCCUGAAUAACAUCUGCAUAAAAAAAGCUCUAAAAAUCAUUUUCAACUUAAAUAUCUUUUUAUAUUCCAGUUUUGAACAUGUAAUACUUGGUCAGUUACUUGAUUUGUUUGAUUAACUUUAGAUAGAUGUUGGACUUUAACACGGAGCAGUGCACAAAAUUAAGAUUUAGCAGUGUUCAAAAACCGAUUCAGAUUCAGAAAUUUUGUUCAUCAACAGAUGUGAUUAGUGACAUUUUAUCACGCAUGAAAAUCAACCCAAAAAAAUAAAUCAGCACACGUCGACCAUCUGCUGACCAUGACCUCUAAAUAUCAGUAUCGUCAACCUCUAAUUCCUACGGUAAUAUAGCCAUUUCCUCCUUUUAAUAGUUCAAACUUGCAAGCCUGGCCUGGUUUCAGCGUUGACUGAGCUACAUUAGCUCGGCUGUCAGCAUGACUGGCCUAUAGGAAGAGCCAGAUCCCCUGGGGACCACAGGUGCUGUGGAGCUCAGGGGUCAGGGUCCUCUGAGAACCACUGUGUUUAGUGUGAUUGGUUCUGUUGGACACAGACCUUGGCCCGGAUGGCACUUUAAAGUGGGAUAUAUCCUGCAGAAGCUCUGAUGCUUUUAGAAAAAUGCCCUUCUAGCUUCUAGAACAAAACUCAACAAUGUCAGCCUUCAAAGACAUGCUGGUUUCUGCUGCACUCUUUUCCAUCUUGGGAUUAUUUCACUGUCACAAGUUGCCAAGCUUUGAUCUGCUGGAGGAGUUCCGUGUCCCUGAGACCAAAGGCGUGAGGAGAGUGGAUGGAUCUCAGCCUGAGGCUGUGGCCUACAGAGUCAACCCCUCCAUUCAUCUACGGAAAGCCACAAGUAACGUGUAUCCAGAUGGACUUCCCUCUGAAUACUCCAUCAUUGCAACAUUUAAGGUGACCAACGACACCGCUCAGACAUCCUGGGACCUUUGGCAAGUCAGUGACCCAGAGGGAAGAGAGCAAGUUGGCUUACGUUUCCAGGGUGAGGCACAUUCUUUGGACUUUUUCUACACCAGCCCCCAUGGGAGUCAGAUGUUGAGGACCUUCCAUGGUGUGGGAAAGUUGUUUGAUGGAGAAUGGCACAAGCUGGCUUUGAGCGUAAAGGGCAGCCAAGUGAGGCUGCUUAUAGAUUGUGAGGAGGUUAAGGUGGAGUCUAUCGAUGAGCCAAGACCAGUCAUCCGCCAAGGAUACACCUCCAUUGUCAAGCGAGCUGUGGGAGACCGCUCGGCUUCAGUGGAUCUCCAGCAGAUGGAGGUCUCGUGUGACCCUGAAAAGGCUUAUUCAGAAAACUGCUGUGAGCUCUCCAGCGUGUGUGGAGGAUACGCUGUGAUUGGCCUAACAGCUGGAAGAGCAACUUGCAAGUGUAUGCACGGACAACCUGGCAUUCAGGGCCCUCCAGGGCCAAAAGGUCACAGGGGUCUUCCUGGAAAACCCGGAGACCAAGGAAGACAAGGGAACUGGGGAAUCCGUGGAAUCACCGGAGACUAUGGGAACAUUGGUGAGGCAGGUCUGAAGGGUGAACAAGGAAUCAAAGGCGAAAAAGGGAUGAGGGGAUCCUGGGGGCAAGUGGGGGACAGAGGUCCUAAAGGACUGAAAGGACUAAAGGGGGCAGCAGGUUUUAAGGGAGUUCGAGGACAUCCUGGAGACUUUGGAGAGACUGGGAAGCCAGGAGGAGCUGGUGCUAAAGGCCUCAAAGGAUACGAAGGGAUUCCUGGGUUUCAAGGAGUCAAGGGCCAAAAAGGAAGUACGGGUGUGGCAGGGCGUCCUGGUCCCAGAGGAAAGCAGGGUAUUGUAGGAGAUCCUGGGGAAAGAGGAGCUCCUGGAGAGAAGGGAAAGCCUGGUAUCCAAGGACCUGUAGGCAGAGCUGGCACCUUUGGACCAAAAGGUAUUAUUGGAGAUCCGGGUCUACCUGGCAGAGAUGGUGAUCCUGGUGUAGAGGCGUAUCAAGGACCACAGGGUCGCAGUGGAAAAGUUGGCAGUAGUGGAGUAAAGGGGGAAAAAGGCACCCUGGGAACAGCGGGAGAAAUGGGUCCCCAAGGCCAAACUGGCCCAGUAGGUUACAAGGGCUCUGCAGGAAAGCCAGGAAGACCAGGAUUUAUUGGCCCACCUGGACCUACUGGUCAUGUGGGCGUUUCUGGAAAACCAGGACCUAAGGGUGACACAGGGAUCCAGGGAAUUAAAGGAAAAAAAGCUGCACAGGGAGUAAAAGGAGUUAAGGGCCCAAAGGGAAGGGUGGGAGACAGGGGUGAACAAGGUCCUCAGGGAAAACGAGGAAAGCGUGGUUCUGCAGGUCCACCUGGACGUUCUGGUCCUGUUGGGGUCAAGGGUGUCCGGGGCGAGGGAGGACCUGAUGGUUUCCAGGGACUACCUGGGCCCCCAGGUCCGACUCUCCCAGCUGAGCAUGUGAUUGAGAUCUGUAAGAAGGUGGUCCUGGAGCAGAUGUCCACCUUUGCUAACUCAGUAAAAAGGACCUGUGCUGCUGUUUGUCCUCUCUACGGGGACGUCCCCAUGGGUGUCCCCGGCCCUCCUGGACAGAAAGGACCACCCGGACCUUCUGGGGAUCCUGGUAAUGAUGGCGCUGCUGGGGAAACGGGCCCUCCGGGUUUCUAUGGAGAAGCUGGAGAACCUGGUAGACGAGGAGAACCAGGAGGUAGAGGAGAGCGGGGUGAUAAAGGAGCCAAGGGCUACGGGCUGCCAGGUUAUGCCGGUGAUCAGGGAACAAAAGGUCAGCGUGGACAUGCUGGCAGAGCCUUUAACGGUCAGCCCGGGAGACAAGGGGAGAGGGGACACAUGGGCCAACCGGGACUCAGGGGCCACCCGGGUCUCAGAGGACCUCCGGGGGUCUGCACCACCUCCGGAUGUGCUAAUCUGAACCCCCCCACAGGGACACCCCAGCCGGCACCACGGAGGCUCAGGAACCGCUCCUAAAAAAACUAAUUUAAACAAUGAUCUCAAAUAGCGAAAGAAACAGUUUUGAUUCUUUGUAAAUGUUUGAAUAAAAUGAAAAAUUAUGUAAAUACCACAAAUAAAACGGAAGUUUUAAAAGCUGUGA